Molecule: messenger RNA, 1857 nt
Organism: Macrosteles quadrilineatus (aster leafhopper)
Lineage: Eukaryota; Metazoa; Arthropoda; Insecta; Hemiptera; Cicadellidae
Exons: 1
Coding region: 423-1640 (405 amino acids)
Source: RefSeq, a predicted model, not a curated record
GCUGUGCUGUGAUGACAUGACGAUUUUCGUCAUUCCCUUGUUCUUGUUCUUGGUUCAGUUAUCAACUUCAUCCAAAACGUAUCAAUGCCGAGUGUCUCGUCUUGUCCUUUACAGUUUUCUGUCCUCCUCUAUCGUAUCGUAUACAGUACUCAAGAUCGACCAGAACCCUUUCAGAGUUUAGUUUAACAGUAGUUGGUCUUGGUUUGGUCUGGCUAGUCCACACUCACUGAUCGUGGUCGGUCAUUGAUAGUAGAUCAUUGACUAUAUAUAGUCAAUGUAGUAGAUGCUGUUGGUUCAUGUCCUACACCUUCGUCACGCGCCGCUAACUUCUAACUUAAAAGUUGCCUAUUUACACGGUGUAACAUUAUACUAACGUACAUUUUUUUUGUUCCUACGUGUGAUUAAUAAUAUAGACUAUAGUGAUGUCAAGAUUACGGACUCUAAAUGAUGUUAUUCUUCCUCAAAUUGCGGCCAGUGGUUGUUUGGGUGACAAUGUGCAUUUUGUGGAGUGUUUUUUGGAAGAUAAAGUGAAAGGGGAGGCCCAGUUCGCUUCUACUGUAGUUUUUGUGGUCGCGGUCUUCCAGUCUGACGAGGGAACGUUUCAGCAGCCUCUAGUGGUAAAGUACAAUAUGGGUAAUGCAGAUGUCAGAAAAUGGCUUAAGUUAGACUAUCAGUUCAGAAAUGAAGUCAUUACAUAUGAAAAAGUACUUCCGUUUUUGAACAGGGACAAAAAGGUGAACAAAAUAUUUCCAAAGUACAUCUAUGGAUCAGCAAAUGAAUCUGAGGAUCCCAAUGAAUACAUAAUUAUUUUAGAAGAUCUGAGGUCGACAGCUUAUAAGUUAUCUCCAGAAUUCCUUGACUUGGACUUUGAUCACUGUGCUAUGGCUUUUAAGAAAUUAGGUGAAUUUCAUGCGUUGUCAUUUGUUGCAAAGCAGCUCAACCCCAAAGCAUUCUAUCAGAACGUCAACCAACUUAUUGAGACAAGACUAUUUGAUGACAACAAAGAGGAUGCAAACGACCUCUACGUUUUAUCAUUCAACAGAGCGUCUGAAGAGCUGUUGAAAAACGGAGAGUUCAUAGAUGAAAUAGUAGGCUUCAAAAACAAACUGAAAUGUGAUUCACAAAGUUAUUUGAAACAUCUGGUUACAGCUGAAGAACCGAUGGCAGUGAUUUGUCAUGGUGAUUUUUGUAGAAAUAACAUUUUGUACAAGUAUGAUCAGUCAGGAACCCCAGUGGAUGUUAAGUUUUUUGAUCUUGCCACGUCACGGUAUUCAUCACCCAUGAUAGAUUUUUCAUUUUUCUUCUUUUUAAACUCCAGCCAAGAAUCAAGAAAGCAAAACAGAGAAAAAUAUCUAAGCAUAUAUUAUGAAGCACUCUCCUCGGCCGUUCCAGCUGAAGUAAAAGUUCCUUCUUUUGAGGAUUUCAAAGAAGAGUUUCUACGUAAAGCGGUGUAUGGAUUUAUGAUUUCUAUAUUCUUCAAACCAGCAAUGAUGGAUCCAGUUCCUUUCAACCCUGAGAUUGAAGUCAGUCUACCAAGGGAAACGCGAGCUGCUAAACUUGUACAGAAUGGAGGGCAGAAAGGCACUGAGGUAAUUGUCAACAUGUUGAGAGAAAUAUUAGAGUUGAAACUUGUCUUGUAAGACUAGACUACUGGUGUUACUAAAUGCUGAAUAUAUAAAAAUAUGUUUCAAAGCUUUCCAAUCCAAACUUGUAGAGUUUAAAUUUGUUAUAAAAUAUAUAUUUAAAUUUGUUAUUGCUCUAUAUUUAUAUGGCAAACCUUUUCUUUUACCAGUAUGUAUACUGUAUGUAUUUUUCACCCUUAAGAAUAGCAAAUUCAAGUAAACAUGUUUUUCUCUA